Molecule: messenger RNA, 818 nt
Organism: Spodoptera litura
Lineage: Eukaryota; Metazoa; Arthropoda; Insecta; Lepidoptera; Noctuidae
Biological process (GO): regulation of transcription by RNA polymerase II
Cellular component (GO): transcription regulator complex; nucleus
Molecular function (GO): DNA binding
Source: RefSeq, a predicted model, not a curated record
CGCGCCGUCCCUUACAAACCGGUCGCGAUACGAACGGAUACGAGUGCGAUACGUAACGAGGCCGCGACGUUGCCGCUCUGGCGCUGUGGAACCCGCGCAGUCGCGACGUCGACACGAGCCCGACACGAUGCCGCUGCCGUUCAACAAAAAUUUAGACUUAAAAUUACUAAAAUUAGUCAAAGAAAAUCCUAUUUUAUACAACACUAAGCACUCAAAAUAUUUGGAUUUUGAUUCGAGAGAAGUAGUCUGGCAGAAAAUUGGAGACGCAUUAAACCGGCCAGCCCUCGUCUGCAAAUCAAGAUGGAUAAACAUAAGAGAUAUGAUGAGGAGGAAAGUCAGAGACCGACUCCGAAACCCCAACGCAUACAGCUAUAAGUACAAAUACGAAGACGAGAUCUCCUUCAUGAUGCCGUACUUCAGAGAGUCUUCCUCAACCAGCACCGCCGAGGAGUACCCUGAAUUCCUUGACGAGCCCUCCGAAAUAGAAAUGCCAUCCGAAGUCUACGUGGACGAGACCUUAGACUUUGAAGAACCACGAGAAACGAAACCUGUAUUCAGAAAAAGACAGACUGAUGAAGCGUCCGCAAAUUCUUCUAGAGAUUUCUCAGAUCAAAUGUUUCAGGAAUUAAACCCUGCUGAUCCUUUAGACGUGUUUCUUCUGACUAUAGGUUCGACGCUAAGGAAGUUCAGCCCUUACUACCUGAACCAGGCGAAGAGUAAGAUAUUCCAGGUGGUCCAGGAUUAUGAGCUGCAGCAGAUUGUUAAUAAAGAUGAUCAGACCCCUGGCAGUAGUAGUGAUAGAUAGUGUUAUACUUGUC